Messenger RNA from Calidris pugnax (ruff), 1634 nucleotides. It is a transcript of the gene TMPRSS4, whose product is annotated as transmembrane protease, serine 4. Gene Ontology annotation, cellular component: membrane. Gene Ontology annotation, biological process: proteolysis. The transcript is spliced from 14 exons. Gene Ontology annotation, molecular function: protein binding; serine-type endopeptidase activity. NCBI's taxonomy places the organism in Eukaryota, Metazoa, Chordata, Aves, Charadriiformes, Scolopacidae. The coding region runs from base 1 to 1509 and encodes 502 amino acids. The record is from RefSeq and is a predicted model, not a curated record.
AUGCAGAUCCAGCCUCAGCACGGAGCCCAGCGCAUCCACACGGACAGCAGGACGCUCACGGGCAGAGCAGCGCAGGCAGAGGGGCGGCGGGAGCAUCGCCAGCCUGGGCUCCCUGGGCAUCGGGGCACCCACAGCCUCCCCGCUCCCAGACCGGAGGGUAUUUGCUGGUUUUCUGCAGGCAGAAGACCACGCCGGAGCCAGAUGGACAUGGAUUUAGCCUCCGAGCGGCUGAAUGGCAGAGGUCCCAGCCCGAGAAGCAAAGGCUCCACGGCGCUGGAGUCCUUCAAGAGGAUCGGCAUCCCCAUCCUGGCAGGGGUGCUCAGCCUCGCCUGCCUGGUUGCCGUGGGGUUCCUGGUCAAGGUCUACCUGGACUACCACUACUUCUUCUGCAAACAGCCCCUGAAGCUGGUGUCCCUACAGCAGGUGUGCGAUGGGCACACAGACUGUCUGCAGGGCGAGGACGAAGCCAACUGUCCCCAGUGGGUUCCUGAGGGGCCACCAACUGGUGCCCGUGUUUCCAAAGACAGAUCCAUCCUGCAGGUGCUUAACAGCAACACUGGAGCCUGGUCCUGCGUCUGCCACGACCACUUCAACCCGGCGCUGGCAAAAGCAGCCUGCGAGCAAAUGGGCUACAGGAGCACCCCCACUUUCCAGCCGGUGAGGGCGGGCGCAGGGCAGCCCCUGCCUCCCCGCGAGGUCGUGCUGAGCAACGGCAGCCUCCAGGUGCCCGAGCCGGGCAGGAAGUGCCUCUCCGGACUGGUUGUUUCGCUCUCUUGUUCCAAGGACUGCGGGGAGAGCAUCAGGACCCCGCGGGUGCUGGGGGGCAGCCCGGCCGCCAUCGAGUCCUGGCCCUGGCAGGUCAGCCUGCAGUACAGGAGGGAGCACAUCUGUGGGGGGAGCAUCAUCGACCCCCGCUGGGUCCUGACGGCAGCACACUGCUUCAAGAACAACCCCGUCAUCAAGAGCUGGCGUGUGAAGGCCGGCUCCGACCUCCUCUCGGGCACUGCCACCCUCGCUGUGGAGAAGGUCUUCCUGGCCGAGAUGACGCCCGCGUCUCCCAAGGACAACGACAUCGCCCUGGUGAAGCUGCAGUCCCCCGUGCAUAUCUCAGACAGCCGCAAGCCCAUCUGCCUGCCCUAUUUUGAUGAGGAGCUAGAGCCAGGCACAUCCCUCUGGGUGAUCGGCUGGGGCUACACGCAGGAGCACGGCAAACUGUCAGAGACCCUGCAGCAAGCGGAGGUGCAACUCAUAGACAACAAGAGCUGCAACCUGGCCGGAUACCACGGGGAGGUCACCGAGAAGAUGCUGUGUGCUGGCCUGCCCCAAGGCGGGGUGGACACUUGCCAGGGGGACAGCGGCGGGCCCCUGCAGUUCGCGGGCAGGCACUGGCAGGUGGUGGGCAUCGUCAGCUGGGGCCAGGGCUGCGGGACCCCCAGCACGCCCGGCGUCUACACCAGCGUCCGUGCUUACCUCAACUGGAUCUACGCCGUCCGGAGGUCGGAGCUCUGAGACCUGCCGGGGCACUUCCCUCCCCUCUCCCCAAGCCUCCCUCUCCGUCCCUCCGCGCUCGGCUGCCUCGGCUCCCACAGCAGCUGGGAAAUGGAUCUCAAGCCACGGAAGGUGAGCGGUGCCUC